Messenger RNA from Bemisia tabaci, 6938 nucleotides. RefSeq names its product vitellogenin. Gene Ontology annotation, biological process: lipid transport. NCBI's taxonomy places the organism in Eukaryota, Metazoa, Arthropoda, Insecta, Hemiptera, Aleyrodidae. Gene Ontology annotation, molecular function: lipid carrier activity. The record is from RefSeq and is a predicted model, not a curated record.
CUCACCCAUCACCCGGUCCAGCAGUAUAUAAACUUCGGAAGCACACUUGGUAGGCAUUCCAGUAGAGGUUUCAAACCUUCUGUGAUCAUGUGGACUCCCGUAUUAUUGUGCCUGCUGGUCGCAGCCGCCAAUGCGCAAUAUGGAUGGAAAAAUGGAAACUUGUACAAAUAUGAAGUCAACGGACGCACUCUGACCGCCCUCAACCAAGUCGCCGACCAAUAUGCCGGAGUUUUAUUCAGAGCCAACCUUCUCGUCCAACCCUUCUCCGACGACAGAUUGUCCGCCUACAUUCAAAAUGCCGAAUUCGCUCAAGUUCAUGCUGAGCUCCCAAGUGGAUAUGAAUCUCACAUCCCAUCCAGCCACUUGAACUACAAGAACAUGCCCCUCAGCCAAGAGCCAUUUGAAAUUAACCUGAAGAAGGGAGUUGUCUCCAGUCUCCGCGUUAACAAGAAUGUCUCCGACUGGGAACUCAACAUCAUCAAGGCUGUUGUUAGUCAAAUUCAAGUUGACACCCAAGGUCAAAACUUGAAACACUCUAGCCACAACCAACUGCCCAAAGUGAACAAGCCUUACGGUGUUUACAAGACCAUGGAAGACUCCGUCACCGGCGAAUGCGAGACUCUUUACGAUGUCUCACCUCUGCCAGAAAUCACACUCCAAACCAAACCCUGGUUGGUUCCUUUCCCCAACUUCCGUGAGAAUGGACAAUUCAUCGAUAUUGUCAAGACUACCAACUACAGCAAGUGCGAGGAACGUUCUGCUUACCACUUUGGUAUCACCGGUCUGACCAACUGGAAACCCGCCAGUAACCAGAUGGGACAAUUCCUCUCCCGGUCCAACAUCAACCGUGUUGUCAUUUCCGGAAACGUGAAAUACUACACCAUCCAGUCUUCCGUCUCCACCAACAAAAUCGUCAUCAGUCCACAGAUGUAUGAAUCACAGAAGGGAAUGGUUGUCAGCGUCAUGAACUUGACUUUGGCUUCCUUCCACCAAGCUAACGGAUCUCCCCGCAGCGUCUCAAACUCCCGCAAGAUCAACAAUUUAGUCUACGACUACUUGGCUGCAUCUCCAAACGCAUAUGCCCAACACUACAACAACAAUGGUGCCUCCAGCAGCAGUUCAUCAAGCUCAAGCUCCAGCAGCUCAUCCUCCUCAUCCAGCAGCAGCUCCGAGGAAGCAUACUACAACAACAAGAACAACCACAACCAACACAACGGAGAUUCCAAUGCCCCUCGUAGUCGCUCUCGCAGAGACUUGUCUCACUACGAAAACAAGCAAAACGACAUUGAAGCCUCCGCUAAUGGAAACAAGAAAUACGAGAAGAAAAAUAAGGGACACAACGGACACAAUGGACACAACGGCCAUAACGGUCACAACGGCCAAAAUGGCAACAAAAACAACUCUUUCUACGGCAGUUACAGCAGCAGCUCCAGCCCCAGCAGUUCCAGCUCUAGCAGCUCCGAGGAAAGCAACUACCGUUACAAGAAUGGUAAAUUCGCCAGCUUCGCCCGUAACAACGAAACUGGAUACUACGGCUCAUACCAAUCCAGCAGCUCCUCUGACUCCUCAAGCCCAUCUAGCUCAUCCAGCUCAUCCAGCUCCUCCAGCUCAUCCAGCUCUUCAAGCUCCUCUGAUUCCUCUAGCUCCUCCAGCUCUUCCAGCUCCUCUGAUUCCUCCAGCUCAUCCAGCUCAAGCAGCAGCUCCGAGGAAGAGUACUACCGUAACAAGAACUACUACAACAAACACAACAACAGCCAUGCCGACAACUACUACAACAAAAACAACAACAGCCAUGCCGACAACUAUCACAACAAAUACAAUAAGAACAAGGAAAACAACAGGAACAACGAAAACAACGGAAACAACCACAACGCUUACCGCAGCCGUUCUCGCAGACAUGUGUCAAACUUUGAAAAUGGACACAACGACCAAGACGCCUACGCUAAUGGAAACGACCAAUACGAGAAACGCCACAAUGGAAACAACCAAGCCUUCUACGGCCCAAGUAACUUCGAGGAAUACAAUUCCAAGCACAGGAAUGGUAAAUUCGCCAGUUUUGCUCACCGCAACGGAGCUGGCUACUACGACUCCUCUUCAUCCAGCAGCUCAUCUGACUCCUCUGACUCUACCAGCUCCUCUAGCUCCUCAAGCUCUUCCAGCUCCUCCUCUGACUCUAGCUCUUCAUCUAGCUCCGACGACAACAGUUCUUACGGAUCCUCUGUCUCUAGCAGCAGCGAGGAAGAACACCAGCCAAAGCCUCGUUUGUACCAAGCCCCACGCACUCCUUUCCUUCCUUUCUUCGUCGGAUACUACGGAAACAACAUCCAGUCCGCCAAGGAAGUCAAUGGUGUCGCUGUAGCUCGCAAAUUGGCCUUUGAAAUUGCCGAAGAUUUACGCUACCCAAGUGAAAUUCCCGCCAAAGGAACUCUGUCAAAAUUCACCUUGUUGACCAGAGUCAUCAGAACAAUGGACGCCAAGCAAAUUGAACAAGCUGCCCGCGAAAUUUACUUCAACCACUACAAGGCAUCGAGCCACAGCCAAGAAGACAACAAGAAAACCUAUGCUUGGAAGGCUUUCCGUGACGCUCUUGUCGAAGCUGGAACUGGACCUGCUUUCGUUGCCAUCGUCAACUUCAUUGAACGCAAAGAAAUCACCCCAUAUGAAGCCUCUUUCAUGAUCAACCGUCUUCCAGUUGUUGCUCGUGAACCAACUCCUGAAUACAUGAACUACUUCUUCAAAUUCGCCACCAGUGACUACGUCCAACACUCCGACUACUUGAACGAAACCGCCCUCCUUUCUUUCGCCGACUUAAUGCGCAAGGUCGCCGUCAACCACAAAAAUGCCUACGAAUACUACCCUGUCCACACCUACGGAUUCUACUUCUCUCAGCAUUCCAAGGCUCUUACCCGCCAGUACAUCCCUUACUUUGAACAAUACUUGAAGAAAGCCGUUGCUCAAGGUGACAGUCGCAAAAUCCAAGUAUACACCCGUGCCCUCGGAAACUUCGCUCACCCACACAUCCUCAGCGUCUUCGAGCCCUACUUCGAAGGAAAGAUCCCAAUUUCUACUUACCAACGUACCUACAUGGUCUUCGCCCUCAAUGAACUUGCCCAUGUCUACCCUAACUUGGCUCGCUCAGUUCUUUUCAAGAUCUACCAAAACACCCAAGAAAACCAAGAGGUCCGUGUUGCUGCUGUUUACUUGAUCUUCGGAACUAACCCAUCCGCUCAAACUCUCCAACGCAUGGCUCAGUUCACCUACGAAGACCAAGACCAACAAGUUAAUGCUGCCGUCUCAUCUGCCAUCCAAAACGCCGCCGCCAACUCCCGUUCUGGUUUCCGCCAAGAGCUUGCUCAAGCUGCCCAAUCUGCUGUUCACCUUCUCAGCCCCAAGACCUACGGGCUCCAAUUCUCCAAGAAGUGGCUCCGUGACUACAUUGUCAAAGAAGAAAACCUUGCUUACAGUGUUUACGCUGACACCAUCCAAGGCGAUGACUCUCUAUUCCCCAACCAAUAUUAUGCCGCUUUCUUCCGUCACGUUGGAGGAUUCAACAAACGCGUUGCUUCCUUCCGUGCUUUCGCCUCUAGUGCUAGUGACUUAUUCGACAAGAUCGCUGACACGUUCUACUUCAGUGAGGAAUACCAGGACAAGUCCUUCGAGAAAUUCUCUAAAUACUCUGCUGAAGAAAUUUUCAAGAACUUCAACUUCAAGGCCGAUUUCCCCAAAGAAUUGGAGGCCUACUUCCAAUACUAUUUCUUAGGAUCCAAACAGUACGCUUUCUUCAACGAGGAAUUCUUCAACCAGAUCCCCAGAGAUCUUGAGAAUGCUCUGGCUAAGGCUUCCAAUGGCUACGCUUUCAACUACACCAAAUUCUACAACGAUUUUGCCCUCACCGUUGGUUUCCCAACUGCCACUGGUCUUCCCUUCUCCUACACCGUCAAGCUCCCAACUCUCCUCAACUUUGGUGGAGAAGUUCAGGCUAAAGCUCAUGGAUUCCAGGCCAACAACAACAAGUUCCGCAUCCCUGAAGCCGUCAAUGUCUCCGCUGAAAUUGACUUUGCUUACGCCCUCAAGUUGGAAUCCAAAUUCGGAUUCGUUACUCCCUUCGACCACCAACGCUAUGUUGCCGGAAUUGACAAGAACGUAAACUUCAACCUCCCACUGAAGUUCAAUGCUAACCUUGAUGUCUACAACACUAAGGCUGAGAUUGUUGUCAAACCAUUGAACAACCAACAUGAACAAAGAAUGUUCCACUACAGUGCUUACCCAUACACCGCUUUCUACAGCAUCUUCAACUUCGCUCCAGUUCAAUUCAACAGCAACAUGAAGAAAAUCUACACCAACGGCCACAAGAACGAAUACAACCAAGUCUUCGGAGAUGAUAAAAUUGGAUUCAACUUCCGUGCCAACUACAAAGGAGACUACAAGUACUUCGACUUCGCUACCUUCUACAAUUGCUUCCAACGCAACGACUUCCUUUCAUUCUUCUUCUACCCAUGGAAUGAACAGGAAAUUAAACAGAACGAUUUCAACCUGUACUUCAGCCCAUCUUCCUCCGCCAACAAAGCCGCCAAAUUCACCUUCAACUAUGCUCAUAAAUACGCUGCAAAGGAACAAGCUGACCAUGAAAGCAGAAAUGCUAACACCAACGAUGCCAUCCCAUCCAUCUACAAACCUGACAGUGAAGAAAGAUUGUACGAAUUUGUUCGCAGAUCUUACGCCGGAAUCAACAGUGCCUUUGUAAAUGCCUUUGAUUUCUCUGCCCAAUUCCUCGGACGAAAGGAAGCUGAUUACGUUGCCACCUUUGCUUUCGCCCGCAGCCCUGUUUCAGAAAAAUCUCGUUUCCUUUUCUACGGAAAAUACAACACUGCCAACAACAAGAAGCAACAGUACGCUUUCCAUGCCUCCUCUGAAAUGCCCAAUGUUCCCCUCACCAACCCAGCUGCCGCCAUGAAAGCCGAGCCUUCAUCCAAGUUCUACGCUAACUUCAAGUUCGGAGAAUCUUUUGACAAUGCUGCCAAAAUCCACUUCUAUGCUAACGCUAAACAAAGCGCUGAACGCCGUCAAUACAUGCGCGACAACGACCUGUACAAACAAUGUGAAUCUGAGAUGCAACGCGGACAACACUUCCUCAAUGCCUGCCGUAACUUCACCGUCGCUGACAACAGACUGAACGAAUACUACUACAACUUCAACUUCCAGAACGUUCCUGAAUACUUCAAGAACUACACCUACAAAGCCUUCUCUAUCGCCCGUCAUCUUGGAUACCAAUACCAAAGCGAGAAUUUCGUCAACCCUCAUUACAAACCAAACGAAAUCGAAGGAGUUUUCAAGUUCUCACCAAGCUUCAGAUACGCUAACUUCUCAUUCUACUCUCCCGCUUUCUCCGCCGUCUUUGACAAUGUCCCCGUCAACCAAUACUUCUCCGCUAUCUUCGCCCCCCACCCAACUUACUCCGCCUUCGACUUCCUGAUGCAAGAGACCUUCCGAUCAAGAUACCAAGCUGCUUGUGUUGCUGACAAGGGAUUUGCCACCACCUUUGACAACAGAACUUUCCCAGCUCACUUCCAAAACAACUGGUACGUCCUCAUGGCCUACGUUAACAGAAACAACUACUACAAUAACAACUUCAACGGGUACUUUCAACAAAACAAAAACCAGCACAGCUACAGAGACUACAACGAAAAGAGAUUCUACUCCGCUGUGCUCGCCAGAGAAAACAGCCACGGCCAAAAGGAAUUAAAAGUUGUCCUCAACAAUGGUGAAUACGAAUUCAAUUUCGAACCCGCCUCCCAGAACGCUGGAUUCUCUAACUCCUUCUCCGCCAGCAACCCUUCUGCCAAGAUCCAAUUCAACAAGGAAUACCAACACGUUCAGUACAAGUACAUGAACGACUUCUUCGACGAGAAUGGAAAGAUCUUCGCCCAAUUCUACGCUCUUCCUGACGGAGCCAUCCGCUUCUUCGCUCCUCAAGCUGGACUUGAGUUUUUCUACGAUGGUGCCCGCGUUAAAUUCCAAGCCGCUAGCCAAUACCGUGGUGCCGUCCGUGGUAUCUGUGGAACUUACUCCAACCAAUACGCCGAUGACUUCACCAGCCCCAAGAACUGCAUCAUGAGCAACCCCCAGUACUUCACUGCCGCCUACGCUUUCAUCGACUCUUCCUCCCCUGCCGAACUCAAAUCCCAGCGCGACCACGCUGAACAGGGUUCCUGCGCCUACAAGACCUACCUCGCUGGCAACUACGUCAGCCGCAAUGAAGGCUCCAACGGAUACAAGUACUACAAAUACAACAACUCUGACAAAUACUACGAAUCUGCCUACAAGAACUCCAAGUACUACGAUGCAUCCAGAUACAACUACCAAUACAACCCAUACUACCAAAGCCAGAAAAAAUACGCCCGCAGCGAGGACAACUCCUACUCCAGCAGCAGCUCUUCCUCCUCCAGCUCUGACAGUUCCUCUUCCUCAUCCUCCAUGGACGCCUCCUACUACAACAGCUACGAACAGAGAAACCAAAACGGACCUUCCAUCCACAAGCUUUACCGUGUGAUGAACGAAGGAGAGAAAACUUGCUUCUCUGUCAAUGCUAUCCCUACUUGCAGAUAUCCAUACAAGCCCCAAGGUGGAGCUUACAAGGAGAUUGACUUCUACUGUGUCUCAAGAAAUUCUGAGGAAGCUCGCCACUACGAGAAGCUCAUCAAGAAGGGAGCUAGCCCCAGCCAACUUUCUACCAAGAAAGCCAAUGGUCAAUUCAAGGUUAACAUCCCUGAAUACUGUGUAGCUUAAGUUUUAAUUGUUAAGUAAAUGUAUAUAUGUAUUAAUUACACUGUAGUUUAGUUUUAUUCCGUUUAAGCAGAGAGACCGGACUUUCAAUUUUCAAAUUAAAUCCGUGUCCCCUGUGUAUAAAAAAAUUGAAUAAACUCAUUUCUAGCAAAAAA